Messenger RNA from Cyclospora cayetanensis, 23100 nucleotides. RefSeq lists its product as uncharacterized. Gene Ontology annotation, molecular function: protein binding; ubiquitin-protein transferase activity. The record is from RefSeq and is a predicted model, not a curated record. The coding region runs from base 1 to 23100 and encodes 7699 amino acids. NCBI's taxonomy places the organism in Eukaryota, Apicomplexa, Conoidasida, Eucoccidiorida, Eimeriidae. The transcript has 15 exons.
AUGACUCUUCCUUCUAAGGGUACGCCCUCCAGUGCAGAUAAACCUUCUGGAGAUGCAAUUUUUUCACCAGAAGGGAACGCGGGAAGCAUGGUGGAGGCUACGGGGGUGGCCUUGUUAGAGGCAUCCCUCUCUCCCCAGAGCCUUGGCGAAGUCUCGUUCUCAGUGAUGAGCCCGGGCCCUCAUCCCUCUGAUUCUUCCCCUUCGGCAGGACCUCAUUUUCUGGACGGCUUUCAGACGUUCGAUGAGCCCCUCGACGUUGAAGGCUUCAGCUGUUACACUUUCCUUGGUCGCAUGGGGGUCCUAGGGCCCGUCAGUGAGGAGUCAGAAACCCUCAUUCUUGAGGGGGCCUCUCGCAUCCUCAAGGCAUAUCGAAGGGAGCUCAUAGGGAUGACAGCUCACAAGAGACUUAGGCCGUGUGCCAGGAGCAGCAGAGGGGCCCCAGCGGGUUUUACAGGGCCCCCGCUUGGGCAGCACAAGUGGUCUGGGACCUCCCUAUCAUCCUGCGUUGACUCCACUUAUCACCUGCAGCUGCCGCCUCCGCUUCUCACCUAUCCAUCAGAUGCAGACGCUGCUGGUUCCACUGCCCCCAUUCCUGAAGAGGCUACUGAGUGUGCCACAUGGGGCCCGGGGGAGCCGGAGCUCCUGCGUCCCCCAUUGUUACGUCCUGUGGGACUCUCUGGAGCUGAAAUGGUGGCAGAGGCUCAUGUUGCCUUUUGUUUCAGUCGUCUGGUGGUCUCCUCUGUGGCUAGCUGCUCGCAAGGGGGGGGAGGGCCCACCAGUUUCUUGCCCUUGUCUGGCAGUCUGAUGUACGGCAGUUCUCGUCCCGGGGAAAGCCGGGAGACCGAUGGGAGCUCUAGGGCCCCCUCGUGCGUGAGACUGGCAGGCUUAAGCGAGAGCGAGGCUUUGGUGCCUCUGCUUGAAUCCAACUUGGAUGGUCAGGCCUCUUUUUGGGGUCGCACUUUUUCCCAGUGGUCAAAUGAAUUCGGAGGGGAGGACAGCCGCGAGAUGUUCACUUCGCAGCAGCCCCAGAGCAAUGCGCCUCCCCCCCUUGUCCCCUCCUCAGAAGAAAGUCUCCUUGGCCUUCAACCGUUUUCGGAGGCCUCUAAUUUUCAGCAGCUGGUGCGGCUCUUUGGGCGGAGAGAGAGACAGUUGCGCAGCUUGAUACAGGCCAGGGACCCCUCCUCCCGCGAGGGGCGGGACUGUGAAAGCCUCAGUACAGAGGGCCUCCUCCACAGCCAACAAACUGCCCGGCAAACAGCACCGUCAGAUGCAACUACUACCGUUCCAGCAGCAGGAGUCUCAAGCAGCGACCCCGUUGUAGCGUCUCUUGAGUGGCUGUCUCCCCAGCCUUUGGAGUUGCCACGACACGGAUCUGAGGCAACUCCUGAAGGAGCCUAUGGGGUCGCCUCCCCCCCCCCAUCGCUAGAGGACGUGCUUACUGGGUCUCUAAGUAAGGCAGGCUUCCGGAUGCAGUCUGCUGCCCUCCCUAGAGCUCUCCAGCCCUUGAGACUCCGCCUGUGUGCCUUUCUCGCUACUGCAGCGGCGUUGGAUUCGCGGAUAUCUGAAGAGGGGGAAGAAAGCGCCAAGGCAGCUGCCGAUUCUUCGGGCACCCUCGUGGCGGAAGAUGUACGGCCUGCUGAGCCAUCGUUUGGUGCCCUUUGGGGGGAGGUAGUAGUACCUGCCAAAGAGGGCAGUACAGAAGAGGCAGACGAUCUGGACUUGUGGGAGCAGGAUCGUGCGGCCCCCAGUGAUGAGGGGUGUCCGAGCUUCUGCGAGCUUCGUAACAGUCUUGAUCAGGAAGCAGCGGCUCCCCAGCUUCUGCGGCUUUUGCAAUCUGCUCGUCGGCGGCUUUUAGCUGCGCGACCUGCAGCGUUUGGUGGGAGCACCGGUAGAAUUGUCGCGGGGGGCUUCCAGAGAAACUUUGAGGCAGAGGCAGCUGGAAGUUCUUACCACCGAGGAAGCAGUGCGUAUGUCGGGAUGCGCCGGGUCCUUGUGAGUAUUUUGAGGGCUGCGCGAAAGCAGGUGAAGCGGAAAAAUGUGCUGGGGCUUCAAGCGAGAGACACACAGAGGUUAUUGGCAAAAGGGGAGCAGCAGGCAGAGGAAGCCAUGGGGAAGGCUGUGGACUGUCUUCUCCUUCUUGCCUUGCAUGGAGGCACUCUGACGUGCCUCUUAGAGUUUUUACAUUUGCUGAUGGAGACGAUUGCAGAUCUCCAGCAGCCUCUUCUUGGAAUGAGCAGUCCCCACUAUCCUCGGCUGCAAGCUGAAGCCUUGAGAGGCUGCAGUAGCGGGAGCUCCACGUUGCCGCAGGAGCUGCAGGGGCAGCAUUCGGCGGUUAGAAACACCCUCAAGUUCUCGUUUCCUUCUUUGGAUGCAUUAGAACUCCUGGCGCUGCAGUCGCGUUGUUGCUUUGCUGCGAGUCUGGACAGCCGAAAAACGUUUUCAGUGGGAGGCCGCCAGAGCUUUCGCUCGUCGCGGGAGAGGCCUCACUCAGUCCUCUCCAGCGCUAUUGGAUCUGCAGGCGCCUCUAUAGCGCAGCUGCAAGUAGUUUUGCCGGAUGAUACAAAUUCUUGGUUUUUUCCUGGGGGGGAGGGGACAACGGCCUCGGGCCCUUCUUGGGGGCAGGUGGACAGCGAUGGAUCUGAGAGCAGCACGUGCCUUUUGUUGGAGUUUCUCUAUGGGAAUGACCGACUCAUUCGGCUCCGAAAAGACGCGAGUAGCAGUCUGGGGGUUGUACCCAAGAGCAGCGCUGAUGACGCGGCCGUUCUUUUGUACAUUGAGGCAUCGGGAACGGCGCUGGCUGUUUGGACACGCGAUCCUGGAGAGACUCAGACUCAGUGCAGCUGCCUAGGAGAGAGAGGGCCAGAAGGGGGGGCCCCAAAGGCCUUAGUGGCGCUGUUUGAUGUGCGUGGCGAGAGAAAUCUCACUUUGGAUGUGCUGGUCGAUCGAGGGCGUUGGCAGCCGGAGUUGAAAGAAGCGGCGGAAGCCUUAGAGGCCUCAGCAGCGCCGCACCGGACUCACCCGAGCAGAGGCUCCGUCUUAGACAGAGUGAUGACACUCGUGCAGCAGCCAAGAGAGGAGCUGGUGAUUUUCUUGAAUGGCAAGAAGCUCUGUUGCGUGCCUCUUCCUCCCUCGCCGACUGUUGCACCGGUGCUUCAAGGCCGCACGAAGCAACUGCUCCUUAGGGCUCGAGUUGGCGGGGGGGCUAUCCUCAUUUCCCCGGCCUCGCCGUCGUUCUCCCCCGCCUUUGUGGAAGAGCUGCGAGCACGUGCAGUGCUUUCGCAGCCCCCCCAGGCAAGCCGCCAUCACGAUAACAACAAAGACAACUAUCUGACACCAGACAGCCCGCUGCACGGCGGGUUGGGAGCCAUGAGUAUUGCGAAGAUUUCCUUGGAGCGCCUGCUGCAGCUUUCUUGUGAGGCCCUGCACCGUCUCUGUUUGAGGGGCAGUCAGGAAGCAGGAGCCCUGCACAGCAUCACAGGCAUUCCUCGAAAUCUGCCAAAUGAUUCCACCGGCCUCGAAGAACCGCUUUCGGGGUCGCAUCGGGUUGUUGCCUUGGGAGAUAUGACGGCAGUAGAGGUAGCGCUCCGCCUGUUGGAGCUGCAGCAGCAAUUAUGGCAGUCCGGAGAAAGGGGGCAGUAUACGAAGAAAAGGCAGCAGCUGUAUAGCGAAGGGCCGUCUCACUCGGAGGGCGUGGAAGCCCAACAGCAGCACGUAACAAGUAGCGAUGGGCAUAAAUGCAGACCUGAUUCUCCAGUGGAUGUGGCUGCCAUGGCGUCUCCCACAGCCAGCAGUAGCGGAACCGGUAGCACAGCCCCUACGGAUUACCUUUUUGGAGAAAUGUUUUGCACUAGUUCGCGCAGCAGUUCGUCCUUCCCCAGUAUCAACAGUGUAGGCGGCUUCAAGAGCCCUACCCUUAGCCAGCGGCAGCAGAGUUCUUAUCCGCAGUUAGACGGAGGAGCAAUGCAUGCCGGAAAACAGACACUUUCGCGGCAGUCUGGCCCUCUUGAAGAGCAGACUGCAACUCGCACAGAUGGAGGCGCUGCUGUAUCCGUUCGCGUGUCACUCCAGCAGUGGGAAGAGCACAGGCAGGAAACUUUGUUAGAGCAGAGGCUCUGGCAGGUUAGGGCUGAAUGCAUGUUUGGUGUGCUGGGAAUUUUGCGUCUGCUGCUAAGCCCACGCCACCCGCUGUCUCAGGGGAGGCCACACCUCCUUGCCCCCCUUGCACCUCGUCUCAUGAGCGCACUCCUCUUCUACUUGGGGGCUGCGCCUCCAGCUAGCCGAGUCUGCUGCUGCAGCGCUUGCAAGGGAGUAGUAACACGGGAUCCGGAGCUCGUGCAGGUCUUGUUUGACGUACAGGGUGGGGCCUGGCUUUUGCGGAAGGCAACAGUAGCGAUCUUCACUUCCGCCACCCCUGGGAAGCUUCGCAUCCUCCUGAGCCGCGCGAGGCCUCAGACGCUGCAGCUGCUGCUGUUCGCCUUGAGCAGUCCGAGGCCCUAUAAAGAAGGACUGGCCGCUACGCUGCUUCAGGUUUUGGAGAGAAACAGGGCCGGUAGGAUUGUUGUUAUGCGCCUUCUGCAUGAAACUCGCGCUGUUGGAUUGCCUCUUGCGCACGAGUCAUCUCAGCAGGCAGCAGCCUCGGCGGACGGCAGCAGCCGUGCGAUCGAGCUGUUGCCGGGGUGUGAAUUUUCGCUUGAAGGCUGCAUCGGGGGGGUCGCGGAGAGCACGCAGCCUCACCAGAAGGCCCCUACAGCGGUAGAGAAAGAAGAACGGCGGGAGCUUUCAAAGAUGGGAAUUUAUCCGUGUGGCUUUCGUCCAGUUGGUGCUGCAGGGCACAGCUUUUGUGGAGUGGGGAUAAGCGAUUCUGUAGGCCUUCUGAGUUGUUCGGGCAGGAGGCGUUUUAGCGCGAAAUACCAGCAGCAGCAGCACCCUCAUGGCCUAGUGACAGGGGGCUUGUCUACUCUGCGGGAUGCGUGCCACCGUCUCUCCUCUUUAGAGGGAAGCGGUUUUUGGCCGUUUCUUACGUGUCUGCUUGAAAUGACGGAGUCGCAGCUCAAGGAGGCCCUCGUUGAAGGCAAGGCGAGCAGUCAUCCCGCUUGUUCGCAGUCUUGUGAUGAGCAGCGAGGCAGCGCGUCUGCCCCGUGUUGCUUGAGCAGUUUGAAGGCGGAAGCCGCAGCAGGGCCUGUUACCUACGGCUCCCACGCCUGCAGAACGUGGGGGCCUUGCAGCAGCAGCAGUGGCUCCUGCGGAGGGGGCUCUCAGCCUCUCCACUGCUCCCCAGGAUUCACGCUGAGUGUUUUGUCGAACCCUCGUCUCGUGGGCUUGCCAGUAGGUGCAGCCACGGGCAGCGAGGGAUGCGCAUGCAGCGAGCUGCACAGGCCAGCAUUGUGGGUGCCACUUCAGCACCGACUGCAACAGCUGCACGAGUCGCUGUACCGCGGGGAAGAGUCUUUGUGGGGGAGCGCGGAAGGCGCCUCGGGGGCCCCACGGGGGGGCCCCUGGAGCCGUUUUCCCGGUGUACAGACAGCCUGCUGUGGUGGCAGCGAGCCCGCCGCCCUGGUAGCCGCCCAUGUCGCGCGGCACGCAGCUGAAGUCUGGCUAUGGCGUUUAUUCCGAAAACUUCGCCUUCGUAGACUCCACAUUGCAGGGCAACCCACAAGCAGAUCGAAUCGGGAAGACGUGUCCACCUUUGCAAGAGUUGCAGAAGCGAGCGGUGGGGGCAUUGCAGAGCUGGGGAUGCCUGCACUCGCCACAGGCACUUCGAGGCCCCCUGCGCUCGGGCACAACAAUCUGCAUUCACCGCAGUCCUCCGCAGCGGUCUGUCUGUACCUGGAGAAACUGUAUAAGGCUGUGCUUCGUACGGCGAAUAGACUUGUCGACUUCAUGCUGAGAAAGGCUGCGUCGGCGGGGCCUUUGGGUAUAUCAGCAUUUGUUUCUGAGUCUGGGGGCAAUGUUGCAGGGAGAGAGCAUGCACGUACACCUCAGCCUGCUUCGGAAGCACCGGCAGCUGCAUCAGGAGCAGACGUCUGUAAGGCGUGCAUGCGGCAUGGAUUACUGAUUCUAGGAGGGCCCUUAGGGGCCUUGGGGGGGGGGGGACCCUGUCUGCGUCAUGGGUGCACCUUCCUUGGAGGCGGUGUUCUGCCGCUGCUGACCUUUCUUACGCCGCUGUUGCAGCGCCUUUUGACGCUUGGCGGGGAGAAAGAAAGUUUGAAAACGAAGAGCAGCAAUAAGACGAGUCGUUCGCGGGCUGUUGCAGGCUCGGUAAACGGGGGGGGGAAUGAGGAUUGUGUAAUAGGCAGCAUCAUGGGGCUCGUGCUUCGGCUGUGGCCUGAUAUUUUGCAGCUCGCCUUGCGGAGUUUGCUGCUGCUGCGUCAGCUGAAUUCCUGUUUUUCCGAGGACACGACAAGAGGCCGCCUGCACCCCCUCGUGGAGCAGCUCCUUGGCAUCUUGGCAACGACAUCGAGCAUUCUACAAUGUGUAGGCAGCUUUUCCCCGCUUCUCUCGAAGCUGCACCUCGAGUGCAGCUCUUACGGAUUCCAACUGCAGAGCGAAACGGGGGCAUCAUCAGCGGCCGAAGCCAUAGAGUCUCUUCCCCCUCUGUUGGUAGGAGGAGCACGGUACAUAUCUGCGCGUGGGGAGGGCCUUUUGGGGGCCCUCGAAGCUGCUCUAAGGACGAGUAUCUUGUUGCUGCUGGAUUGCUCUCCUCGCACAUGUGGCACCGUCAGAAUCAACGAAAUCCACCUGCCCAGCACCAUAGAAGACUUCCUGGCCGCUACGCAGGUGCCUCCUGCAAGGGGUGUCGGGACUUCUGAGACGCGGGUAUCUGCAGCAGUGGCUCGCAGGGAGACGUCGGGGGCCCCUUCUUCGCCUCUGCACAUCAAAGACACCUCGGCUUCAGCUUCGAAUGCAGAGGGAAAGGGUCCUUCCACGUCCUCUGGAGACGGAACGCGUGGGGAAAAGGCUUCCCAGCUCGCAGGAAACGAAGGGCUUCCUACAGAUCUUCCAGAGGCUGUUUCGAGUGCCGUUGCGUCAGGUAGCUGCUGCCCCUCUUUGGUGCGACUGCUUAAGGGGGAAGGGGCAGAGGAGGCCUUCGGCAGCCGAUUCAGUGCCUUCCAUCCGCGGGUUGCAGCCGUUCAGAGGGCCAUAGGGGCUGCCGUGCUGCAUCUUCUAGGCUAUGAGGGGCCCCCACCGGCUGGGGAACGGGUGCGACUGCCCCAGGAGGCCCUCCUACAAGGGGAGUCUGAGGACGCAGAAGCGAUGAUUAGUUUGGCAGCGUCUCUGGCCAGGAGAGCCGCCAUUCAGCUGCUCUCCAGGUGGCAACGUAACUCUGCAGACAAGAGCAUGGAGGGAGAAGGGCUCUCUGGGGAGGGCGACAAUGCUCUGCCUACUCCUUUGGCAUUUUCGGACUCUGAUGACUCUUCCAGGGGGUCUCCCCUUAGCGCAGGCAGCGUCAGCAGUCCUCAGAAAGCGCAGCAGCGGCAGCGACGGCAGCAGAGCAGAGCAGAGGAAGCUAGCGGGAUUAUUUCCCGGUGUCUUUGGCUGUUGGGCUACUGCCCUAGGGGCCUCGCUGGAUCGGAAAGUGCGCUGUGUUCUCGGAGAUGGAGUCGUCAGCUUGUUGGAUCCCACAGGGUAGGCUUUGUACAGCGCGAGGAUGUGGUGCUUUGUCGAGCGACUUCAUGUCCUGACAUGGCCGUUGGUGGGAGCACAGGAAGUCGCCUUCGAACUUGGGGGUACCCACGUCCUCGUGGGGCAGUUUUCGCUUGUCUGAAAAAGAGGGAAGGGAGGGGGAACCCUUUGGACUCUCACACAGAGGCGUCAGGAAGCCCCAGUCUAGCAUCCGCUUACUCUGGCGGGGUGGGGGUUGGGCAGAGAGGACGAGGCGCUUCUCGCAUUUCCUGCAGUGGCCUCAACGCUGUUCGGAGUGUCGAUGUCCUCAAGCGUUUGUUGCGAAGCAUCCAACGCAGAAGCCGCCGCAGCGGCUCACAGCCAUGGGGUCGAACAUCGCGUGUUGCAGCAGCAGCGGCUGCUGCUGCUGCUUCUGCUGCUUCUGCUGCUGCUAUCGGCGGCGAUCUGCUCGCAGGCAUGCGGGGGAAAGGGACGGGGCCCCCAAGGAAGCGCAUGAAGGACGGCCUUCCGACGCUGCCCGAGGAUGUUAUGAACCCUCAACAACGUCAGCGGUGGCCAUGGGAUGCCUUACAAGAAGUUGUGAAUUGUUCGGGGGCUUCUGGAGUGGUGGAGAUUCACGGGGGGAGCGUAGCUAAUGAAAGCGGCUUGACUGCCUUGAUAGACUUUAUGCUGAACGGGAUGGACACGCAAACAACGCAGCGCGUGCUCCUUGUUGAGCAGCUGUCUUCUGUGAUUCGAUAUGUGGUGCUGCGGAGCAUGAAGGCCUUACUAAUGGCUGGACUUUGUUGCACGGGGCCUUUGCCCGCGUCAUCUCCUUUCGUUGAACCCGAAGCUCCCGGCCGUCAGAAGUCCCAUGAAGAUCUGAGCUCAGGCGCUGUCACGCAGCGGCUUCUCCCUCAGGAAGAUAAACGCUCAGAAGACUGCCCUGCUGAGGGUGCAGGGGACGAAGGGGCCCUCCUCAGCAGUCCUAGACUCCACAGCAUCAGGGAAGGCUUUCCGCUUUCCGAGGAAGGGGAAGAAGAACAGCCGCAGCUGCCCGUUGGUAGGUGGUCCGACAAAGCCUUUCCCGCUUUCUUUGCACGAAGAACUGGAGGUUCAGGAGGCUCUACGUGUCUCUCCGCUACAAUUGGCCUUUCUGUUCGCCCUCUACCCUUCACAGCCACAGCCCUUCCUGUGCAGAGCAUGUCGGGGGGAGGAGGAAGCGGCAGCAGCGGAACGGGGGGAGACGCGCAGGGGAGGGCCUGCGAUCGAGACAGCAGCGACGUGAGCUGCAGAGAUGUCAGCUGUACUACAGCGAGUUCUGACGGAGGCUGCGCCCUCCUUUACCCUUUGGAAGGGAUGCCGCGUCCAGGACUGCGGUGGCCGCUGCUGCUGGACUUGUUGUUGCCGUCCACAGAAAAGAACCCUAGUCUUGGAGCUCUGUCAAGUCGAGACAGCAUUUAUGGCAGGAAGCCCCUAGAUCGCCCUCCUAGCGGCACCGCCAAGCGGUACGCUGGUUGGUUAAUUCUUAAAAUGCUGCAUUCCCUGGGGAUCUCCUUGAUGGGCAGCUCCUCCGCAUCUGCAGCACUGAUGGGGGAAAAUGGCCUCCUCAACGCCCCUGCAGACGGUUCCUCUGCUGCACCUCACAAAGCCGCCACCUUCUGGCUCUUCCAACCCCUCGCAGAUGCCCUGCAUGCGUCGCUCAGCGAAAUUAUCCGGACUACGUUUGAGUGGCACUUUCAAAGGAAUCUUCCAGACAUGUCUGCUCUUGCACUGCCUCCUCCGGACCACGGAGCCUUCCAAAUGCACCCUGCAGAUUGUUGCUGGAUGGAAGAAGUCCUGCGCCUUCUAACGCUCCACUUCUGCCUCGGCACGGAGCCUCUAGACAGCAGCGAAGUGGUCGUGCUUUUCUUGCAGCACCUCCUGGCCCUUGCCCAUCCAGUGCCUCUGAAAAUCCAACUUGGAGAAUGCAAAAGCAGGGGACCCUCGGCGGAAGCAUUGGCUUGCGGAGAGACAGUAGAGGGCACUUCCUUGUUUCCGGAGUACCCCCACGGGCCUGCUAUCGAUGGUCUCUCUGCUGAUACUGCUCCUGCAGCAGCUUCUCGUCCUCCAGCGAAACAUGUUGCAAGCACUUGCUCGCAGGGUGACGGCCAGAUGAAGCCCUCCACCCCAGGAGUGCCUGCGUCCAUCGACAGAAUCUGCCCUAAAAGCUCUUUUCCCAGAGCGCAGUACAUUCCCCUUUCUACGGCCAUAACUGCAGUGCAAGUCAGGUGUAUCGACAACCGGCGGUGGGCUUCAGAUGGAGAUCUUUUGCAGCGAGGCUUUCAACUGAGAGAAAAAGCGAGCGUUGCAGGAUGUACCGUCGUCCUGUAUGUACAGCGGCGCCACAGUGCUCUACCGUUCACCCCCCCUAUUCAGAGCCUCGGUGAAUGUGUAAUGGAAGAAACUCCGAGAGAUGAAGGGUUUGGUCUGCUCACGGAUUCCUUAACCGGAAGCACUGGCCUUCUAACCGUCUCGUGUUUAGGGCGAGAAGCAGGAGGGGAGGGGGCAGGGAAGGAAGGAAAUUGCGGGGGUGCCGUCCCCGCUCAUCGUUUUCUGAGUACUUUGUUGUUGUCCUUGCUACACGCUUGUGGUGAUCGUCCCACGGCCUCAGAGCCUAAUGGCGAAGAAGAGGUGAUCUCGGAUGUUCGUUUGCAGUUGCACGUUCUUGAAGGACUUGAGGGGGCGUCUAGUGAGACAGGAGAGCACCUCCAGCCGAGCUGUGCAGCUUUGGAGAGGCUUGGAUUCUCUGUGGAGCAGACGUUCUCUCUUUCUCCCGUCCUUAAGGUGCACCUCUGGACCAGCAAAGGCCUCCUGGUGUAUGAGGCUCUCCGCGUUGAUGCUGACGGCCUUGACGCGGAAAUUGACAGCCGAGCGAAGGGCAUGCAAGGAUUGGAAAAACCUUGUUGGGGUGCACCUCCGACAGCGAGCAAGUCGGACAAGAGUCUGCCGUCCCCUACCCUAGGAGGCCCCGGACUGAUGCGGGGAGGGGGGGAAGACGUAUUGCUGUGCUCUCGACAAGGAGACGGCAAGGGGGGGAUCGACGGAAAAAAGCAGCUUUCCCGUGUGCGUCCCUACGAAGGGGCUGCUCAACGCCUCCAGCAAAGUGCCUGGAAGGCCUUCCAGGCCGCUCUGUGGUUUAUUCUUGUAGCCUCUGAGGAUGGAACUCCCAAGCCUUCUCCAGCGCUGUCCUCGAUCUCUGAAGUCAAAGGCUCGCCACCUCUCUCUCCUCAGAGCUGCACCUCUCCAGGAGGAGGGGGAGGAGCAAGCCGCGAGACCGCUGGCAGUCGUUCACAGGAGGCCUUGCGAGCGACUAAUCAAGAGGCUGUUCGCCGCGAUGCCGUCGCUGUCGAGGCCUUGAAGCUGACACUGUGCACAGUCCAGCGCCUUGUGGACUUGCAGGAGCAGACUCUGAAGGUGUUACAUCUCAACAACAGUUUGGGGAUCCGGGAAGUCCUAACGAAGUAUCCGGAACGGCGCUCAAGCAACUCUCCGCAGACGGGUAAGGGCGAAGGAGACCGCUGCUGGGGUGACGAUGAUGCAAGGAGCGAUGGACUUGUAUCGAGCCAGGGCCUCAGCCGGAGCAGCAGUAUUACGGAGAUUGAAUCUGCGCUUGUAGAGGAGGAGGAUUUGAGCUCGCCAGCGUCUCUGCAGUCCGCCGAGCGAGUGAUAUUUACAGAGCGGCUAAUUUCGAGGGCUCUAACGGCUCUCCUUCGUUGUGUGUGUGCUUCCACGUUUGCCGCGCGUCUCUUAUUGAGAACACUUAUUGUAGGCUUCAAGAACCUCCCAUCGCAGCUCGAGACUACGUUGCGGACUCUCCACGUCAAGGCGGAUCUGUAUAAGCUGCUGGCGGAAUGUGUGCGUCGCAUGCCGCAAGACGGAGGCGAGUGGGGGACGUCUCUCGCGUCCCUGUCUCUCUUUGGUCAUCAUCGAGGCUUGUGGAAUUCCCAGGGAAGCCUUGGCAGGGAUGCCCCCGAGACUGCUUUCCAGCUGUUUCCUCCGCUCCAGCCGAUCACCGUAGGCAGUCUUCUGGAUUGUGCGGGGUCGCUCGUGAAGCUGCACGAGGAGCAGCUUGAGUCAAAGACGGCGGAGGCGUUCUGCUCCUCUGACUCCCCAUCCCCCAGCCAAGGGCCCCCCGACACUGCCCUCCCCCCUGCAUGGCCUUCCGGAAUUAUCAGCGAAACUUUUGAAGGCGGAGCAACCCGGCACGAUGCAGCUUCCCUCUCUACGGAGGGUCCUGACACACUUAUCAACGAGGCACUCGAAGAAACUCCUGCCUUGUCUGCACCGACGACGUCAUCUCCCUCUCGAGAAGCCCCCGGAAACUCCUCUUACGGCAGUCGAUACGACAGCCUGUUUGCGUCUCUCCCGCAGUCGGAUAUCUUCUUGUGCGCGGAACCCUCCUCAGAUUUCCAGGCCGAAGUGCACGGACGCACGUUGCAUGUCUUGAGAGCCCGCAACUUGGGGGGUAUCUCGCUGUGCAGAGCACCUCUCACUUUUCCUGCUCUGCAAGUGGAGCCUGGCGAAGCAGCUGAUGUCUUAGGCUUUAGAGUUUGGUCUGCGGGACGGUUUGGCGUGACUGUGGCUCCAGCGGACUGCGUGUUAUCAGCUGCGCAGGAGCUUUUCGACAGGAAUGACGUCGUGGGCUUCCGCACGGCAAGCUGCCCCCCCUUCUGGGAAGACGUCUUUGCUACCACCGUCACCUAUCAGCCUGGCGAUUACCUGAGCGUCAAAUUCACGGUAGACGAUCAGCCUAAUGGACAGCGCUGCCUCCACACGGAGCUACACGUCUCUGGCGAGAGUAUCGGCUCCGUCCUGGAAGUCUUUUACGAUCAGCUAUCUCAGGUGGAUCAACCUAGGAGAAUGAACCUUGUUUUCGUCUUCCAAGAUCCCCUCACCGUUGUUUACGGAGGCCCCGACUUCACCCUGCAAUACCGCGAUCCCGACUUAGGGAGACUCAGCAGCCGUCCUCAGGGAGCAGCUGGCCAAGAAGGCUCUCCGCUAGGGGGGAGCCUCUCCGCAGCCCAGUACCCCCCUUCCCGACAAAUGCUGCGCUGGCAACGCUUGCAUCCCCUCUUCUUACAGAGUGUCCAGCUCUAUCAGGCGGUGUUGUUGGCACCGGAGGGAGGCCUUCUUGGGGAGAGGCGCAAGGUGCUCGAACAGCUAGCCGGCCAGAUGCAUGCCGCGUCUAAGGCCUUGGGCUCCGCCUUCGAGACCCUGUGCAGCCGCUACGCAGAGAUAGCCUCUCAGCAGGGAGACCCUUCGCAAGGGCUGCUUCUCGAAAACGGGAGCAGCUCGCAUGCACUGGCAAGCACGAAACACAGAGGCGAGCGUCGUCACGCCGCCAGUCCAGGAGAGAGGCGUGGGGAGCUCGAUGGAUGGAAGAAACCCCAAGAAACUGCCGCAGAGGGGAGGCGACAAACGAGCACAGGCUUGAGGCCCUGCAAUCUUCGAGGGCAGCAGAGUGCAGUAGCUCUCGAAGAAAGAGAAACCCUGCAUGUCUGCAGACGCGGCGUAGCUGCCCUUGCAGUCGUCUGUUGCGAUUGCAACGGGAGGGGAGAGCUGCAGCAUGUGUUGGCCGUGGCGAAUCGUCACAAACCUGCCGGAGGAAGCGACCCCGAUGGCAUUCACCCCGCAACAACAACGUACGACACCCCCAAGGGAGGCCUCCACCAGGAUGGAGGGGGGUGGGAAUGCAGCAGCAGCGUGGGCCUUAGUCUGCCAUGGCUUGUGGGAACGUCUCCCUUAGAGCUCUCCUCGCUGUCGGGCUUGCGUCAGACGGAGUUUGAGCCUCUCUUAGUGGCGCUUUGCGACUUACUGACUUCGCCAGUUGUCCAAGGCACGCUGCAUCAAGUGGCCGUUGUCGGCCACGUGGUGGCUCCUUCAAGAGACUGGGAAACAGUGCAGGCUCUUGCCGUGACGCUUGGUAGCAAAGCCAUAGUUGCUUUGUGCAUCUUGCUGCGCGUGAUGCUCCAGCAAUCGCCAGACGGCGAUCCCCCGUUGAGCAGUAAGGCUCAGGGGGGGAUCGAGCGUGUCUUUGGAUUUAUGGAGCACUUUUGCUUCCUCACGUCGGGGCUAGAGCCGCAUCAGAUGCAGCCUUUCGCAGUGGAGGCCUCCUCUGCGCAGAGGGAGGGAGGGGCAGGACUUCAGAAAGGGUUUGAGUCUCCCGCCCCUUGCAGCGAGACACUCCCAGAGUCACAGCAGCAGCAGCCCACAACCGCGCAAGGCGCUCCUACGCAGACAUUUUCCACGUCUUUGAGUUCGCGAUCUGCAAGUGUGCCCGACUUGCGGUUGGCCAUUGCUGCGUACAGCCAGGGAUGCGAUCGCGGUCCACCUUCCGCGGCCUUCAGCUCCGUAGUCUCUGGUAAAGAAAAUGCGGAGGGUCUCCCUCUGCGGGAGGCGGGUGACUCUCCAGGCCACUUCAAGGAGGAGGAAGAAGAAGUGCGCCUGGAUAGAGUUGCUCGGCUCUGUGGCUUGCCGGAAAGCGUUCUCGCCACAGAAGGCCUUCAUCCUCCUACGGUCACCGGACAAGCUGUGUUAGCAGCGGGAGAGACAGCCAAGGUGUGGAGCUGGAUCUUCAAUCUGAAUAAAGCGUGGCAUGCAGCCGUGGAAGAGGCCCUCAGAUCUCAAGAAGGCAGCGGAAUAUGGACGCCGUCGGUUGUUGAACCUAACAGGUCUGCAGAGACGUUUGAAGGGCCUCCUUUAGGACUUCGACGCGUCGAGGAGCUCGUCGGAAGAGGGUGGGACUGCCCGAUGGCGUCGCUGCUGUUGCUCAAGCCUAGACAAGAAGGCGGAUACAUUCAUUUUAAGGGCCCUGUUGACAUGCGAGUUUUCAACUACGAGGGGGCUUGUUCUCUGUGGUCUAGCCGCAUGGUACAUCGCUUAUUGGAAACGCCUUUGCAGUGGGCUUUGCGCAGAGAUGCCCUCCAUCUACUCUGCACCAUUGCUUCGCUUUGCCCGAACUUUCUUGUCGAACGGCUAUACAGGGGGAUCAAGGAGCCCCCUAGGACGCAGGGGCCUCCUGAGGAACGUCAGGCUUCCUCGUGGACAGCAGCGCUCAAUGUGAUUCGGCUGUUGCGCGUGUGCACCUACUUUAUUAGCAGGGAGACGGACGACAGCAUUCCAGAUUACCAGCAACCUUUCCGCUAUUACUUGGACUCCCAGCCUAGUGAGGAGCUGCUGCUGCAGCUGGACAGGUACAGCGCCGUUGCCAGUCCGCUCUUUGGGUGGCAGCGAGUGAUAUACAGGAUCGCUCUGCGAGAGAGCGAUCCUGAAAUUUUGGAAAGGUUGCACCAUCUGCUGCAGACCGAAUUGCUGUAUCACCUAAUAGGCUCAGUAGCACAGGUGGUGAGCAACAGCAGCACCGGCCGCUCGAAGAAGGCCCCCAAAUACUGUGCUUUAGCACCGUCAGUUUAUGUAGCACAUUGGCUAAUGGAUGCCUUUAUCCGGCACCCGCUUUGUCCCGGAAACAUUCGUCGAGCCGUUGUAAACCCUGUCAGCUACUCGGCCCUCUUUGCGCUGCUGCUUAAUGGCACCAAUCUUCCCAUGAAGCUUGCCCUUGAUGCAGCUAGAAUGACGCACUGGAUUGCCGCGAGGUUCGUGCCAGAAGCCCCCACCCCCAAGGACUGUGAUGCAAGCGCUGCUUCCUCGGAUACGUCAGGGAGCUGCCGCAUCAAUAGGGGCGUUGGGGAUGUCAGUCUACGACUUUUCAAGUGCAAAAACGCUGCGCAAAUAGGCAUUCCCGUUGAGGCCUCGAAUUACUGGCGAGACACUCUGAGGGCCUCGGUAGAUGGCUUCGCGGUUGCAGGGCCAGGUCGCCAGUUUCUGUCUUUCUUGCAGUAUUACUUCGACUGCAUUUGUUUCAUCAGUGCAUCUAUGUUCGACAAUUUAGAAAAAGCCAACAGCUGGAGGGCCGCCACGCUGGACUGCUUCUGCGCCUCCGACCUUAACAGGAUCCAUGCGCGAUAUCGCAUUAACUGCAGCCUCCUUGCGCACUAUCUGGCGAAUGCAUGCGUCACAAUUCUCAAAGCCGAUAAGUGGGGUUCUGUUGGCUGGAUGGAGCUCACCAGCAUCCCUUUGCUAGCCGACAUCGUGGCCUACCUCCUAGCCGCUGAGUCGAGUGCAAAGGCCUCCUGCUUUACAGGCCCUUCCGGCGGCCUCCAGGCAGCGGGGGGCAGCAGCCUUGGUAUGUCCUCAAACAGUUCUGAUAGAUCCUCGCAUGAUGCGAUGACGGAGCUUUUUUCCCAUUCCAGCGACGAGGCAAGCAGUGCAGACUCCCGCUUUCAGGUGGCCUCUAGCGAGGGAGGGGAGUCUCUCCGCAUGCUUUUCUCUGCCCCUUUCACGAGAGUAGUCCACACAACCCCAGUCGCUGUCUCCUUCGCAGAGCCCCUAAGCUGCACUCGCUCUGUGGGACGUUUAGAGGCGUUCCCAGGGACCACCUUGCAGCUUAGCUUCGAUCCUCUUGAGGGGGCCUCCCUCCAAGAGAUGCAUGCUUCUGAGGCUCAACACGGAUCGCCCCUGGAGGACCUAGGAGAGGAGUCGGCCCCCCGUCUGGGGCCUAAGGAGAGGCCUUCAUUAAGGAGUGCUCCUAGACUUUUGGUGUCUCUAGAUCGCUCCCUCGAGCAUUUGGUAGGCGAAAGUUCCAUUGCCACGGCGUGCCCCGAGUGGAUUCUUAAGGCACCUCUCCACAGUCUCGGGAGUGAGACAGACGGCCUGAAGCUGCAUGCGCGGAGGAGAGAGUCGCAGGCUAGCAGUGGGUGGGGGCCCUCCUCUUCUCGGAGCCUCCUGGAGGUGGUAAACCUUCAUGCCUCCGCUGGGGAAUCGACUUACGCGUGGAGCAGUGUUGCGUUGCAGUGUGGCAGUUCUUCUGCGAGCUGUAGCCUCACCAUCUCCCUGCAAGCAGCAGCGUGCGGAGAAUGGGGGGGGGGAAAAGUCCCUCCUCGCAGCAGCACCAGCAGCGACAGUUGGGGGCCCGAUGUGGGGGCCCCCUUAAGUAGAGUCUUCUUUGGAGCGGUAGACAGCGCCUAUGGGAAGCAGCUGCUGGAGGGCACGUGGAAUGGAACUGCGCAAGCGACUCUCUUGCAGCUGAGUAGCAAGGAGCUCAGUGCUUCUUUCGAUCCGCCGGGGAUGCCUAGCCGCCAGUGGGUACCUGCCCAUGGCCUCAAGGCUCGAAAAUGCGACACGCUUCUGGCAGAGCUGCUGAGCGAUACUACAUUGGGGGCCUCGGCCACCCUGGGGAGAGCGUCUUAUUCGACUACCAUGAACACUCCCAGCGAAGGCAUAAUCAGCAAUGCGGGGGGGGUGACCUUCGUGUUGUCUUCUGUUGGGCGGCAUUUGUUGUGGUUCGCUGAGGGUCAGUUGGUCGCUUCUCAAAUGCUGCCACCGAGCUGCACGGCAGUUAUACCCGUGAUUGUGAUUCGGAGGACUCCUGAGGUUGGCACGUCUUCUCAGGGUGUGUCUGCGUCCUUCUGGAGGGGCCUCGUCUUUACGGCUUCCUUAGGGGGGGGAAGGGGGGGCCCUCCGGGUGCUGGAGGGCCAAUAAUAUCUGUGCCCUCCAACGAAGUGUUCUAUUUUCUAGAGCCAGCGCCAGUCGACUUCCCGGCGAGGCUUCUAGGGCCCCUCUCGUGGGCUUCACGCAAGCGCGAGGGCCCUCUCCCCGCCUCUCCCCCAACGGCAGCAGCAGCAGCAGCAGCUCCCAGAGACAGGCGGGGAGAGGGAGAUGAUGAACUAGCAGACGCACAGAUGAUGGCGUUACAUCGCUCGUGGCUGGGGCCUAGUUCCUUGUCCUUUACAGCCCCCUCCAACUCUGCCUGCUCCUCAGGGGUCUCUCUGAGUCCCCAGUGGAUUGUUCGAGCGCUGUCUCUAAAAAUCCGGGGGGGAAUCAGCGCGCGCUUGCCUGUAGGGGCCCCAGCUGUGUACUCCUCUGCGGUGUGGAAGUGGGUGAGGCGGCCUGACUCCAGCCGUGUGCCGACAGAGGAGGGCCUGAUGGAGUCUCCUUUAGAGGAUCUCGAGGCUGCACACACGGCCUCCCGAGCUGUCGCCUCCACAGGGGCAUGUACAAAUGACUCCUGUGAUUUCUCCCUCCUCUCCGCCGACUCGCGGCAGGUUAGCGCGCGUACUGCUUCCAGUGAUGCAGCGUGCAUGUGCGGAGGUGUUGCGGGAGAGGGGGGAGAGAUAUCCGCCUUUCAGUGUGCUGCAGCGGCGUGCUCUGGGUGCCCUCCUGGAGGCUCCUCUGAGAGCAGCCUAGUAGACGUGGGAUCGGUGCAUCCUGCGCUUCCGUUUCGCGUGCAGUUUAGGGGGGAACCCUGGAGUCAAGGUGAGGGUGGCAUUCACGUGGUCGGCAUAGUGUGGGGGUUCUGCCGAUGGCUGUGGUUUUCUAACGGGCGGCUUUCUGUGCCUUUGGAUUUGCCGCUGGCAGAAAUGAUGCGGCUUCAUGCGGAAGCAGCGGGGACAAGCGGCCUCCAUAACAACAGGAGCCGUGCUUCUCAGGGCAUCCAGGAGGAGAGCUGGAGGGAGACUCAGGUGACGAGGGGAGUGACGGGCUUCACCCCUAGAGACACUGUCGAGAUUGAAUUCCAGCCUGCUAUCCCCGCGCUGCUCUUCAAGAAGAACGACGUUUAUCAGUUCGGUUUCAGCUUCGAUAGAUUCUAUCAGUGGACCCCAAGUCGGUCCUCCUCCUCCCGCCACCAGCAACAGCAAAGAACCCUCCAGCAGCAGCAGCAGCAGCAGCAUCAGCUGCAGCAGCAGCUCCUUGUAAAGUCCUCUGAAAACAGGGAGCAGCGCGAUGCUGGUGCCUUCGCUUCACAGCGUGUGAGAAGCACAGAGCUUGUUUCGACAGGCUCUGGGGGGGCGGUGGGUAGCACGUUCAGGGGCAUGCAAGGACCUGCUCCCCUGCCAACCCCGCGGUAUGUAGAGACGCAUCAGGGGGCUGUGCAAGCUCUCUACCACGCCAUAAGAGACAGAAACAUGCGUUGGCUCUCCAACUUUUUCUCCUACUAUCCCCACUGGCUCGAGGCUCAAGACGCAGCGGCCACCCCUGGGAGCUGCACCUUUGCGUAUCUGGAGCAUCGCGUGUCUAUGUGGUCUACAGGGAUCGAAGCCCAGUGGCAGCAGCAGCCGCCGCAGCAGCAGCAGCCGCUAGCUGCGAUCUAUGGGGAACAUGAGAACGAUACCCCCCUUAAGCUAGCCAUAAAACGUGGCUAUGCAGAUGUGGCGCAGAUGCUGGUAGAGGACGCAGGCUGCAACCCUGACGGUGUAGGUACCGGCAGCGAACGGAUAACACCCUUGAUGCUGGCAGCUGAAUUGGGGCAAGACGCUAUCGUGGCAAUGUUGGCGGCGAGUUAUGGUCUCAAUGUAAACCGCAGAGAUGCAGAUGGAAACAGCGCCUUGCAUAGAGUUGCUCUAAGAGCUGCUGGCCACUCAUCUGCCGCUGGAGGCCGAUUGGGCAUAUCUCUCCCCUCUCCGAAACAAGGAUUCCUCUCCACAGUCAAAAUGUUGCUGUCUCUUGGAGCCGAUUGCACGAUUAGGAACGACGCCGGGCUGACUCCGGUCGACAUCAUAAGCUCUCUAGGAGACACACCGCAAGACGGAGUUGAUGCUGUGGCAAAGUUGCUGCAGUACGCUGCAGUGACAGCUCAAAUGCAACCUUGUGGCUGUAGACCACACUCGAAGCCUUCUUCAGCUUCCCACAUGGAGGCAUGUCGAGGAGGCAAGGGGGGAAGCACGGCGGCGAGUGUUCCUUGGAGGUGGGGUCCUCUCCUCGCGAACUGCACUGUGGUAGUAGGCGGACCAGGGAGCAUCGCCUUCAGCCUGCAGAGCCUCUACAUUGAUGGAGAGCGACGUGAUAAUCCUUCACUCGAGACAGAAAGGGAAGCUGAAGCCGCUCCCCUGAGUUCCCCAGCGGCAUCUCGGGCUUCAGAAACGCUCACAGAGGAAUGGCAAGGCCAGAUGAAGCUGCAGGAUUUGAAGACUGCGUCGCAGUCCUUAAGGGCGAACACAAGAGAUGGCGGGGACAAGCGUGCGAGCUCCUCCUCUCGGGUCGGCAGGACUUCUACCAGCCUCGUUGCGAGCAACUGCACGCCAGCAGUCGUUCAGCAGCUGCGAUGCGUGAAUGCUGCGUCUGGAGGUGCUGCUAAUGCCGAAAUAACAGAAAGAAGCGACAACACUCCCACCACAGACUCUGCAUGCAGGCAGUCUACUGAUUCUGCCGCGUGUCAGACACCGCCUUCCCUCCUUCGGCCCGUAGACAAGCGGCUGCCCUUGACAAGCGCAGACGUGCGAACUUUGCUACAGCAGCUGCUGCUAUGGGGCCUUGACCUGUUCGAAGCCUCCUCAGCUUCCUCCUCCCGCAGCACUGAGGUGCAACCGCGCAUCCUGCGGGCUCCACUCCCAGCUGCGUCUACAGCCCUCCUGUCUAGUAUCGCGAUGGCUGAAGACUUCGUGUCCCUCCAGCAUGCCUUCCUCGCUGUCAUCAGGCGGCUGCUCACUCUGGAAGUGCAGCAUCAGCACAAGGAAGAGCAGCAUUCCAGGCCUCCCAUGCACAUGCACAACGGGCAGCAAACGACAGCAGCUUCUUCCCAGACCCACCGGCCUAGUGCCGGGGUAGCCAGCCAAUCAGACGCCUCCAGAAGCAAGCACAGCUCGAGAGGAGAAGUUCGCUUUUCCUUAGGGCCUCCUCUUCAGGGCAUCAGUUUGCAGUAUCUCGCUGCACUUGCAGAGAAUGCUGAGGAUCUCGGAGACCUUGCAAGUCUGCUCUUACCUCUAGACACCCUGGCUGCUCGCAUAGAGGGAUGCACACAACCGGGUUGGAUCGACGGCAUGCAACGGCACAUGUGGCGGCAGCGUGUUGCGAGGGACCUAGGGAUUCAGGUUGCUUUGGGAGGCCCCGGUGGCCUCGUGUGGACUCCCGACAUCAAUUUGCUGGCUCGCGCUUCCGGCGUUGAGCUGCAGGGGUUCCCCACACCCCGCCUCCUCCUCGGGGAAGAAGCGUCCUCCCCCGAGAAAGGCCUUGGCCUGUUGGUGGUGCGAUCUGUGCCCGCGUCUGAUGACGUCAUCGUACAUGAGGUCAUGCAGUUGUGGCCCCUGAAGUUCGACGUCUGGCUGCGGCAGCUGCUCGAUCUGUUUGAGUCCACGGAUGAGAAUCGAGGCACAUCACCGCAGGCUGAAAAACACCUACGUAUUGCUGCCCUGGUGUCGAAGGCUGACGGCAACCGUGACGACCUUCUAGCUUUCUACCGGCGGUAUUCCCACCAAAUGGCAAAGCGGGACUUCAGUGAAGAACUGGAGCAGGCCGCAGCCCUCAAAGAAGAAGUCCUCGCUCAGCUGAGAGAAGUCUCUUCGCGAGUAGCAACAAGCAGUUCGGGCGAAGGGCUUCUGCAACAAGUCAUCGGACUGCGUCUGCGGCUGCUCGAUCAUCUCAAUACAUGCGCGAUGAGAGCUGUGCCCGUGAUUGCCCCUAUCUUUAACAUCCCCAAGUUGCCUCUGGACUGCUACGGCUUGCUGACGGCCCAUUUAGGGUCUUGCUUCUUCCAGGGAAAUGUUUCGAGCCAAUUGGAGGAACCGAAAGUUCUGCGGAAGGAAGCCUGGCGUCGAUCUUACGGCAAAUGCAAAAUGGUGCUCCAAGUCGGCCCUUCAGAUCUCCCCAUUGAAAUGAGUGCUUAUCUCUUUGUGCGGCCUUUGCUAACAAAUGCAGCAGUUGGCGGUCUUUGGCGUAGUCUUGUUGAGAAGCUUGGCUUUUCCAAUCAUGAUCAGCCUUCUGUGCGCCUUGACCGAGGGCAAGCAGCAACAGCGAAGACGCUGGCACACACCCUCUGGUAUCAGGCUACCACGCAGUUACUGUCUUCUGCUGCCAGCCCCUGCAGACUCAGAGGCAGAGUGGGGGACAGGCCUUUUAUGGUUGUGUUCCGGGGGGAAGGCGCUACGGACUUCGGAGGCCCCUUUCAGGAGUUCCUGUCUGGUGUGGCCAAUGAGGUAAUGGGAUCUUUGGCAGAGUCAUCUGAUGAAUCUCUCCCCACCUUCCUCGCCUGUCUUCCCUGCCUCAACUCAGCGCAUGCAAUUGGUCCUCGUCAAGAUUCCGUUGUGCUUCGGCCCGACGCGUCGAUGUCAGUGCCGGAUCCUUUGAUAUCAGCUCUGGAUCUGCUUUCCCAGAAUUCUGCGGAAGGGCAGGUGGUCACAGACGGUCCCCCGCAGGUGUCGAGCCAUUCCCAGAGUUGCACGGAGCCACAGCAUGAUGCCUGUUCUGCAGAGGAAAUGAAUCAGUGGGCUGAUAUACAUAUACCGCAAGCCUCAAGGGCACUCUCUGUAGAAGCCAUGCAUGCCCGGCAAAACAGUACAAAUGGAGAUUCGCACACCAUGUCGCAAAGGCAGCUUAGUCGGCUGUUACGAGUGGACACGUUAUGGACGCCUGAUUCGAUUACCAGUGCCCUCCCAUCCCCUGCCGCGCGCAUGCGUGCGCGUGUGCUUGCGAGCGAAGCCUCUGCACCAUCCAGGCAAGCCCGGCAGGACGAGUCAUUGCAGCCACAGUCCCAUCACCGGGAAGCGGCGACCCCAUUAUUGAGCCCGUCCUCUAGUGCUAGCGCCGCGAUUGCACCUCCCCAGCCAGAAGACGAUCUGCCUAAUGAAGAAAUGAUGUACAUUAUGAUGUACGAGGCCCUUGGCCGGCUCAUGGCCAUGUGCUUCUGCAUCGGAAGUGCGUUCAACGUUACCUUCAAUCCGCUUCUGUGGAAAAAACUUGUCGCUGCUCCAAUCAGUAUUGACGACGUGCUGGACUCAGACUGCGUGUCAGUUGAGAUGAUUCGAUCUUUGCGGCGGAUGGCAGCGGUGCCUCCUCAGUUCUGGGAUUCGGCGAUGGAGGCAUCGUUGUCGGACAUGACAUUUUGUGCAGAGGAUACCUUGGGGCGUUCAUUCGAGUUGGUAGAAGGUGGCGCGGACAUACCCGUCAACGCACUUAACCUCAACACUUUUAUUCGCCUUUCUGAAAAGUUCCGGCUGCUUGAAGGCACUGAAGGAGUUGAAGCUCUUCUCAGAGGCUUUGGUGCUGUACUACCUUUGGGGCGCAUUAGACUGCUGUUCGACUGGCGGCGGCUGGAGUAUCGUGUUUGCGGCGACCGUGAGGUAGAUGUGAGUGUUCUUAAGGAGCACACUGUGUGCUCGUCUGAACGGCUCAAAGGCCAGCUCUUCCAGAUUCUGGAAUCAUUCGUAUGCGGCCGGUCGCGAUUACCUGUUGCAAGCAGCGAGUGGCGCAUGACGGUCGACUAUGAAACACCUGAUCAACGGAUUCCCUCGGUUAACGACAAUCGGCUGCCCACAGCUGCGACUUGCAGCUUCCGGCUGUUGGUGCCUCGAUAUUCUUCCGUAGCCAUAAUGCGCAAGCGGCUACUAUACGCCAUAAAUAACUGCACGGCCAUUGACCUCGACGCAUUUGUGGUCCAUGAACAAAUGCAGCUGAUGUAUGAUGACUAA